Messenger RNA from Fonsecaea erecta, 1203 nucleotides. RefSeq lists its product as hypothetical. Gene Ontology annotation, biological process: ergosterol biosynthetic process. The coding region runs from base 1 to 1203 and encodes 400 amino acids. The transcript has a single exon. The record is from RefSeq and is a predicted model, not a curated record. Gene Ontology annotation, molecular function: iron ion binding; C-4 methylsterol oxidase activity. Lineage: Eukaryota; Fungi; Ascomycota; Eurotiomycetes; Chaetothyriales; Herpotrichiellaceae.
AUGGCGUCCUCGUCGUAUAACCCGGCCUGCUACUUGCCUCAAUCAUGGGCGUCCUACCUCCCUGACGCGAUCUCCUGCCCUCCGCCGCCUUCAUACGCCCAGACUCUCUACAGCUACACCAUCUCCCCUUUCUCGUCGACAUACACAACCUUGCGCACCAUGAUGGACGCGCUCAUUGGACUGCCCAUGCUUUCUUUCCUCCUCAUCCCCACAAUGUCCUCGUACUCGACGUCCCUCAAUAUCCUAUUCUUCUACUUGACCUGGUCAACUUUGGUCCUCUCACACCCUCCGCUCCGGAUUGAGAUCGUGGCCACGCUGGCAGUGCGCGUAUUAUUCUACAUCGCCCCGUCUCUUUUCUUCUUGGGCUUCGAUGUGCUUGUGCCCUCUGCCGCCGAAAACUUCAAAGCACUGGGCGACUCCGCGUUGCCAUUCAAGAAGGCCAACCGGAAAAGGACACUGGCUCUGCUACGCAUGCUGGGCUGGUCAAUGUGUAACAUCCUUCUGGGUGUUCUGAUCCAGGCCCUGGUGGAACUCCUCUUCACACGCGUCCUUUUAUGGCGUUCUGCGCUGCGCGUGACAACAGCGCUCCCUUUACCGUGGGGUAUCAUCAAGGAUCUUGCACGGGGUUAUCUCCUCCGUGAGAUCAUUGCGUACGUUUUGCACAGAUAUGUGCUGCACGACUGGCAGCAUACCAUCUCCCUGAGCCGGGCACACAGGGAUUGGUACCACGCCCUCGCUGGUAUCUCCACGCCUUUUCCGCUCAGCGCCUCUUACGACCAUCCUGCUGCCUAUCUCGCCCGCUCCUUCUUGCCGACUUAUAUCCCCGCGGUGCUCUUCCGAUUUCACCUCCUGACUUAUAUGAUCUACCUUACCCUCAUUUCGGUGGAGGAGACAUUUGCGUAUAGCGGAUACUCCACCAUGCCCACCAAUUUUAUUCUCGGAGGAAUAGCACGCCGGACCGACAGCCACCUAUUGUGCGGUGGGGAGGGCAACUUCGGUCCCUGGGGCCUGUGUGACUGGGUGAUGGGUACGUCUGUUGGAGCGGACGUCUUUGACGAUGUGGUCGCCGAAGCAGAGAAGCAUGACGUGCCGGAAAGGAUGGAGAAGAUGAAGGACAGGGCGAAGAAGAGGGUCAACGGGAAAAUCAGUGAUGCAAAGGGAGGCGUGCGGAGGAGGACGAGGAACCGAAGCGACGACGAUUGA